This is a messenger RNA of Polyodon spathula (Mississippi paddlefish), 4768 nucleotides long. Its product is annotated as PH and SEC7 domain-containing protein 2-like. The coding region runs from base 385 to 2952 and encodes 855 amino acids. Lineage: Eukaryota; Metazoa; Chordata; Actinopteri; Acipenseriformes; Polyodontidae. Gene Ontology annotation, molecular function: protein binding; phospholipid binding; guanyl-nucleotide exchange factor activity. Gene Ontology annotation, biological process: regulation of ARF protein signal transduction. The transcript is spliced from 15 exons. The record is from RefSeq and is a predicted model, not a curated record.
ACGUUGAUGUGAUUAAGAGGUAUUUGCUGCCCUAGCCACACUUAACUGAUUGUAAACGCCUUACCAACGUCCCAGAUCCAGGGUCCUUCGUAUUGUACCAACACUAGGGUGACAAGGCGAGGAACAGGAGCGUGGUUCUAAUUGUGAAGCUGCACUAUACCGAACGAGGAGCUUGGUGCAGCCAGUUUAUUGGGGGAUGGGAUAAGUGUGGACUCAGAGACUCUGAUUAUAUUGCAUGGAUGGUUAAGGAGAAAAGAGAGCUGCUGCACAAAAACACGACUCUGCUUCUUUUUGGAUAAUAUCUUUCCCAGACCUUGCAUCCAGGCUUCCUCUUUCCCUAACUAAAGGAAGCUACGUAGACUCUCAUCUGCUUAAAGAGUUGACAUGAACGAAGCAAGCAGCUCUCCUAUUCCUUCCGCCUCCAACACUGACAGCACAGACAAUCCUAUUUCUCCAGGGCUCAAAGCAGUGUGUCUACCUGUGAAUGGCAACUACGCUGGGGCUCGCAGGAAAGAACCUAGUCCAGGAAAAAGUGCUGAGCUGCCCAAAGCUACUGAUGAGGGCCAGGGCUUCGGGAGUGAGCAAAACAGCAAUGGGACUGAGCAUAUGGGAACAAUAGCAGAGCCAGCAGCAUUAAGGAAUGAAGUGCAGAGUGUGGGGACAAUGCAGGAGCAGCCAGAUAAACAAUGCAGUGCAUCCUUUGGAAACAACAGCUUCAGAAACACACUGAAUGGCCUGCUAACAGAGUUGAGGCAGCAAGGCAGCAUGGAGGGUGAGAGAAGGCUAGCGUCUUCUCAUACCAACGGAAUCAAUGGCGAGUUGAAAGAGGAUAAAAGCAUGACUGCUAACGUAUCGAUGGGCGACGAACACUCUCCACAUUCGCUAAAGGAAAGGGCUGCAGGUGCAAGCGAGCUGUUAACAGAAGUUGAAUCCACAAGAAACGCAAUGGGAGAGAUGGUACCCAUUGAAGUGAACCCCGAGAAAGAGAUGGUUCAGUUACGUGACAACCACGAUGGCUUCAGCUCCACGUUCGAGAGGAUUGUGGAGUCUCAUCUGAUGAAAGAUACCUACUACAGCAGCAUGGACUCUCUGGACGUGCUGUCCCUGACUGAUGAGACAGACAGCUGUGUCAGCUUCGAGGCGCCCCUCACCCCGCUCAUCCAGCAGAGGAUCAAGGAGGGGCCAGAGCUCCUGGAGCACCAGCAUGGGGUCCUGGUGCAGCAGCAUGGCAUCCUGGAGCAGCAACAUGAGGUCCUGGGGCAGGAGCAGGAGCCGGGUGCCAGUCACUGUGCCGAUGGGAGCUAUGGGAGCCCACUGCGCCACUCCACCAUCACCAGCAGCAGGUCUGAGAAUGUUCUGAGCAGGUCCUCUCUCAAGACCAUCCCCAAUGGGUUUCACAUCGAUACCGACGAGAUUGUAAACUCCAGCAGCGACACAAACUUGAAUGAUGUCUUAUCGGACUCUGACUCAGAGAUGGGCAGUGUGGAGCAGCUGGAGCAGGGCAGCGUGGAGCAGCUGGAGCAGGGCAGCAUGGACACACUGGCGAAUGGCUGCAAGGCUGACACCGACGCUGCCCGCAGACUUGCCAAGCGCCUCUAUCACCUGCAGGGAUUCAAGCGCUGUGAUGUAGCGCGCCACCUUGGCAAGAAUAAUGAGUUUAGCAAGCUGGUGGCUGAAGAAUACGUGGGUUUCUUUGACUUUACGGGCCUGAGUCUGGACAGAGCACUCAGAACGUUUCUGAAAGCCUUUCCUUUAAUGGGCGAGACUCAAGAAAGAGAGCGCGUUCUCAUCCACUUCUCUCAGAGAUACUGCCAGUGCAAUGCGGAGGGUGUGACCUCAGAAGACGGAGUCCACACACUGACAUGUGCUCUCAUGCUGCUCAACACAGAUCUUCACGGACAUAAUAUUGGGAAGAAAAUGUCCUGCCAGCAGUUUAUAACCAACCUGGAUAGUCUGAAUGAGGGAAACAAUUUUCCAAAGGAUUUGUUAAAGAUUCUCUACAAUUCAAUAAAGAAUGAAAAGCUAGAAUGGGCAAUGGAUGAGGAGGAGCUGGGGAAGUCCAUGUCUGAGCUGGUCAAUGACAGAUCCGACAGCGGAGUGAAGAAGGUGACAAGGAUCGUGUACAGCAGCAACCCCUUCCUCCACAUUCCACUGGCGUCUAACGCAGCUACCUACAAGCAUGGGGUCCUGACACGCAAGAGUCAUGCAGACAUGGACGGCAAACGAACUCCCCGAGGUAGAAGAGGUUGGAAGAAAUUCUACGCUGUUUUGAAAGGGACGAUAUUGUAUCUGCAAAAGGAUGAAUACAAGCCUGACAAAGACCUUUCGGAAGUAGAUCUGAAAAAUGCCAUUCGCAUACACCAUGCCUUAGCUACAAAAGCCACAGAUUACAGCAAGCGGCCAAAUGUGCUGAAACUCAAGACAGCAGACUGGAGAGUGUUUCUCUUUCAAGCACCGAGUGAGGAAGAGAUGCUGUCCUGGAUACUGCGGAUCAAUCUGGUCGCUGCACUCUUCUCAGCCCCGGCUUUUCCAGCUGCCAUUGGCUCCAAGAAAAAAUUCUGUAGACCGCUCCUACCUUCAUCCACAACAAAACUUUCUCAGGAGGAACAGCUGAGAUCCCACGAAAACAAAUUGAAGCAGGUUGUUGAAGAAGUGGAGGAGCACAGCCUGCACCCUCCAGAUAAAAACCUCAAAUCUAAAGAAACCGAGGAAUAUCGGAUCCGAGAACACUAUCUGACAUUUGAGAAAAGCCGAUACAACACAUAUAUUAACCUCUUGAAGGCUAAAGUGAAGGUACAAACUGAUGAUCUGGACAAAAUUGAGGCAAGUCUUUUCAGCAGCGAGAAUGAUGAAAGUUACUUAAGGAAGACACAGUCAAGUCCUUCACUAAACCAAGGACACCUUUCUGUAAACGGGAAAGCUGAAAAGGAGAUUGUGGAGCAGAAGUGUUAGGAAGAAAACAGACCAUGCUGACAUCAAACCUGCUUCAGUUCACAACGAGCACAAUGAACUAUGACACUAGACCCCAGCUGGGUGACUGUUUAACAGUGACCAAGCUGCAAACAGUAUGUAUCUUCUCUUUGUAUUAUGUGGGAAAACUGCUCUUUUUUAGUGCGUAUAUAAAUAACUUUCCAUUCAUUCCAGUUUAUAUUAUAAAAGCACAUUGACUGUUACUUUGUGUGCUCAAGGACACAUGCACAUUUCCAGUGAGGCUGCUCCUUGCUGUUGCAGCUAAUUCCAUUCAUGCUUGAUUUAUGGUAAUUACUUCCAGUGCACAGCUUCUGGCUGCAUGGAGACAUGAUUCCUUUUUUGUUUCUCUUUAUUUCUUUUCUGAAAAUAUUGUGUUGCUUCCAGCACAUCAGCUAACAGCAGGACUGCAGGGUCACAGCUGCUGAGGUUUUAACAAUAACAGAAACCAGUUGAAACAGAAAAGCACCACUAACUGCAAAAAGAAUGAUGUCAGCAAACUAAGGUUUACAAUUUACUGAUUUGAGAGUUGUGUGUGUGCUACCCCUCAUUUGGUAUUAACGUUGAUCAGAUCCUAUACAUUUUCUCACGUAUGUGUCAUUCACUGUAUUUGAUUUCCAAUUCUUUUUUUUUUCAACACACCCUCUAAAUAUGUUUUUAAAAGUCAGAGCUCAGCAUGAUUCAUUGCAAUAUUAUAAGAUGAUGAUGCUUGGUUCCCCACCGGACCUUUGUGAGAAAAAAGAUAAGAGAGUGAGACGAAUGUGUUUAUUAUACCUGUGCAAGAAUCUUUGCUGACAAUUGAGAUGGGCUAGCUAAGGUAAUUGCUGCUGCAUAAAAGAUGGAUUGUGUUUGUCAUCACAGGGAAGUUCACACGUGCAUUCAGAUUGGGAGGAGAGUGCUGACAGGGAAGCUCACACAAGCUCACAUUCAGAUAACCCUAUCCCCUAACCUUAACCCACACAUACUCCUACUCGUAUUGGCCUUUAAGAGGCUGACAGUUUACAGUAAAAAUGUCAGCACCUGGAGUGAGAGGAAAAUUUCCUUCCAAACAGCUUUUAAAACACUCAAUGUGGAAGUUAAUUGCCAUCCGUUGGUACUCGUUGUAAAGGUGAGGGAAGGACAGCUUAUCUUGUUUUGAAAUUAACACAUGAAUAAAUGGAUUUAUUCAAUACCUGCCAAUAAAUACUGCGUAAAGACAAUUAUACUUACAAAUUAGGCUAAGUUUCUUACCUUUCAGCUUUUAUUUAUGAUGCAAAAAGCCCUUGUGCCGGCCUGACUAGAAGUAUCUUGCUGUAAACCUCAAGCUCAAGCUAAAAUAAGUUUCAAAGAUGUAUGAAAAACAGAAAUCAAACAAUAAUUGGAUGACAUGAAUCAUACGUAAGUGAAAUGAUUAUUUAAUUCUAUAUACCCAAUUCAUUCUAUCUUUAAUAGUACCAUCCUAAAAAUCAUAAACCAACUGGAACAACCUAUUUCCACUGCAUUAAUAUUGUAUUUCAUUAAGAGUGACACUAGUUGAUUUAAUAUAGAGUUAAAUGACUGAUUUAGAUUUAGAAAUUAAUGCCAUCUACAAUGUCAGGAAUCUAACAAGUGAUUGUUGGUGCUUAACCCAACCUGGGUUACAAUGCAGAGUCUGUCUUCACAAUUAUAACGAGAUCUUGCAGGGAAUUGUGAUGCUCACACAGUACCUGGGGUAUGAUUGACUGAGAAAGCCUCCUAGGUGGUUGACUGCUUGGACUAUUUAUCUUUUAACCCAUCUUUCCCAGCUACUAAAAAGCCAGAGCCCAUAGCCUUGAGUUUAGCA